Triplophysa rosa is the source of this 4331-nucleotide messenger RNA. It is a transcript of the gene rxrab, whose product is annotated as retinoid x receptor, alpha b. Gene Ontology annotation, cellular component: nucleus; RNA polymerase II transcription regulator complex. Bases 428 to 1894 code for a protein of 488 amino acids. The transcript has 12 exons. The record is from RefSeq and is a predicted model, not a curated record. Lineage: Eukaryota; Metazoa; Chordata; Actinopteri; Cypriniformes; Nemacheilidae. Gene Ontology annotation, molecular function: nuclear steroid receptor activity; zinc ion binding; nuclear receptor activity. Gene Ontology annotation, biological process: anatomical structure development; positive regulation of transcription by RNA polymerase II; cell differentiation.
AGAAAGCGCACUCGCGGUGUUGGGAACUGGAUGGAGCGGAUUGAAGUGGGCAGUUUAGUUAUAAGAAGUGGAUUUUGACAGCGGAUCUCGGGUUUUUGUCGGCAGGCUACGGCGUUUCCUACUGGAUCUUACAGCGUGGCCACAGCAAAAACCAAUAUUAUCUACAAGAAACGUAGCUGGAAUGCGCUAAUAUGGAAACCAAACCGUUCUUGUCUCUAGCUACAGUUUGUAAAAAAGAGGACCGCUAGAGGGCGCACGAUCAAAACAACAACAAUGGCGUAGCUUGAUGACGCUGUGAAGGAGCGUGGAAUGAUGGGAUCUGUUGUCUUCAACUCCACCGCUGAUGGCCAUCAAUCAGACGGAAACGAGAAAUCAUGUUAGCAGAUGAGGGCUCCUGAAAAACGCGUGCUCGGGAGCGCCGCCAUGUAUGCGGAGCCGGCCGGGCGAUGCUGGCAGUUCGCCCGAUGGGUGCUCUGGCUUCACAGGCAUGUAUCCACUGCAACAGCGCAGGAUAUCCACAGACUCCUCUGGUCAGCUCUUGUCAUCCCCUCUGAACUCCUCCAUGGGUCAUCGGGGUAUCGGCAGUCACUCUCUCCACCCUCCACUGCUCAGCCCCUCCGCCGUGAGCUCCAGCCCGGGUCAGCUUCACUCGCCCAUCAGCACCCUCAGCUCGCCCAUCAACGGCCUGCCCUCACCCUUCCCCGUCAUCAGCUCGCCCAUGGGUCACCCUUCCAUGAGCGGCGGCCCGUCCUCCAACAGCAUGGCCUUCAGACCGAGCCUCAGUCCGCAGCUCAGCUCGCCCAUGAAUGCUAUCAGUAGUUCGGAGGACAUGAAACCCCCUCUGGGUCUGAACGGGGUGAUGAAGUUCCCGGCGCAGCCCAUGGGCACGUCCCUCUCCCUCACCAAACACAUCUGUGCCAUCUGCGGCGACCGCUCAUCAGGUAAACACUACGGGGUGUACAGCUGUGAAGGCUGUAAGGGAUUUUUUAAGAGAACGGUGAGGAAGGACUUGACGUACACGUGCCGGGACAGCAAAGACUGUUUGAUCGACAAGCGCCAACGCAACCGCUGUCAGUACUGCCGAUAUCAGAAGUGUUUAGCCAUGGGAAUGAAGAGAGAGGCAGUUCAGGAGGAACGACAGCGGGGAAAGGAGAGGAGCGAGGGCGAUUUCGGCAGCUGUGCCAACGAGGACAUGCCCGUGGAGAAGAUUCUGGAAGCCGAACUGGCAGUGGAACCAAAGACUGAAACCUACGUGGAGGCCAACCUGACUAUGCCUGCCAACUCUCCAAACGACCCUGUAACUAACAUCUGUCAGGCAGCUGACAAGCAGCUCUUUACCUUAGUGGAAUGGGCAAAGCGGAUACCUACCUUUUCUGACCUCCCAUUGGACGAUCAAGUCAUCCUCCUGCGAGCAGGAUGGAAUGAACUCCUGAUAGCUUCUUUUUCACACCGUUCCAUAGCUGUGAAAGACGGGAUAUUAUUAGCAACAGGCCUUCACGUCCAUAGAAAUAGCGCACACACUGCCGGCGUGGGAGCUAUCUUUGACAGAGUGCUGACGGAGCUUGUGUCAAAGAUGAGAGACAUGCAGAUGGACAAGACUGAACUUGGAUGCCUGCGGGCCAUUGUUCUGUUCAAUCCAGAUUCAAAAGGCCUGUCUAAUCCAGCAGAGGUGGAAGCCUUACGGGAAAGAGUGUAUGCCUCUUUAGAAGCCUACUGUAAACAGAAAUACCCUGAUCAACCUGGAAGAUUUGCCAAGCUCUUACUGCGCCUGCCCGCCUUGCGAUCCAUCGGCUUGAAGUGUCUGGAACAUCUCUUCUUCUUCAAGUUGAUCGGAGACACGCCCAUCGACACUUUCCUAAUGGAAAUGCUGGAAGCGCCACACCAAAUGACAUAAGGGAAUGCUUUUUUUCUCCUGAAAGCUUUCCCAGAAGGCCUCUGUAGAGCCGCGGCCGAGGGUGUAGUUUUAUGUACAGAACACUAGAAGAGGCCAGCACAGCACACAUGUCGAAGGAGACUGCUUUGUCCAGACUGAUAAACAUCUCACGCUGCAGUCUAGGGGAGGAUUGAACUGCUAGUAACUCUACCUUUGGUGGAACAUCAAAAGCGUUGCAUAAUACACUAAACCCUUUCAUGACGGGAUACAGUACAAACCGGACGGAUCAAGAGUUUUUUUUCUUGGUUUGCAUGCAUUUUUUUGAAAACCUCAUCUAUGUUUUUUUUGCCUUACAGAGGUCUACCUCUGCUUUCCGUUGAGUGCAUACCGUACACAGCCAAACAGCCUCAUCUCCCAACAUUUUGCUGUGAAUUCUCAGUCAUUUCAAGUUCCUCAAUACCUCAGAUGCACUUCUUCAUGCAGCUGUCCUUAAAAAGACAUCACUGUCCAGGUGUGUGUGCCAUUGGAUUCAGUGUUAACAGCGCCGUCCUGUUGAUGUGAGAGCGGGACCGGAGCUGUUUUUUUCCAGGCACUUACAGAAAGUUUCUCAAGCGGUGUUGACACGUCAGAUUGAUGCGAGUCUGUCUUCGUGAGGAAGAAACUUCACGCUGUGCGGCUAUAGUCUAAGUCCUUUUCUUUUCGUAAGAGAUGUGAAUAACAGAGAAUGAAAAGCAGGUGUGCUCCUGGAUGAACUGGUUGUUGCGAUUGUGUAAAGAAGUAUUGAAGACUUUUCGAUUUUGCCGCUAUAAUUCAGCAUAAAUAUGUAUUAAGGAUUUCCAAAGAUUUUCAAUAAUGUUUGUAUAUCAUCUUUAUAAUUCCCAGCAAGUGGGGGUUUGUGAUUUGAAAAUAUGCAAGGAGUUAAAGGAAUCCAGAUGAUAGUCUGGCCUCAGGGAACAGCAGGGUUUGGGAAGUGCUAUGACUGCCCCCUAUUGGAUGUGUUGUGACGUUGCAGCUGCACUCACGUGUUAUAUGAAUGACAUGCUACAUGGACCGUUUUUGGGCUCGAUAUUUCAUACAAUGCAAAUAACCAUUCUUAGCCCUCAGGUUUAUACAAAUGCAAAAACAAAUGCAUUUGUUGUAUUUUGGGGUUCUGUUGUCCAGUAUCUUUCAUCUCGGUCAUAAAAAUAAUAAGGAUAAAGAUUUCACAAUGCCAUUGGUAUUGAUGCAUCAAACCUCAGUUGCAGAUUGAGCCAGUCUAUACCAGUUUUCAUACAGUGAAUUUAAAACAGCUAUUAUUGAAAUUUGAAAAAAGAAAUGCUGUGUAGUAGCAUUUAAGGACUUUAGCACAUUAUAGCAAUAGUCUAUACCUGAUCACAAACACCAGGCCUCACAGCAGAACGUCCACAGAUAUGACAAGACAGUCUACUAUGCAUAUUUUUAUUAAGACUGUCAAACAAUUAAUCUCAAUAAAAUAAAAGUUUGUAUACUUAAUAUAUGUCUGUGUACUUUGCAUAUUUUUUUUAAUUAAUAAACACAUGCACAUAUAUGCAUAUUUUAAAGAAAAUAAAAAAAACGAGUAAACCUUUAUAUACAAUCUAAAUUAUUGGUCAAUUUAAAUAAUGUAAAUAUUUCCUAAAUAUGUGUAUGUGUUUAUAAAUACAAAAUCAAUAUGUACAGUACACAGACAUAUAUUACGCAAACACAAACUUUUGUUCUGGAUGCGAUUAAUCAUGUGAGAGCCCUCAUUUUUAGGUAUGCAUUUAUACGCAAGCAUCUUAUAAUGUCUAUUGUAAUAGGCUACAGGAAUUAUCAGUUUGCCGGUGGUCAUGUGUUCUUAUGCUUCGACCAGGGAAAAACUUCAGUCAGCCAUUAGGGAAGAUCUUGGACUUUGCUAUGUUCUGUGUUUCAAAAAUUUUCAAUGAGCAUCAUUGACCCUUGGUUUCUUCAAAACCAGCAUGUUUAAAAUAUGCAGAACGCUCGUUGUAAAGCCCUCCUGGAUGGAUUUGGAGGACUGACUAUUUAAACAGGGUUAGGUGGAGCAUCCAAGAGCCAGACACAUCUCAUCUGACACCUGCUACAAUCCUGAUGUGUCUUUCAUCCGUCAUUUCCCCGUGACACACCAAUCCACCACAGGACUACAUGAUAUGAAAGAGAUGCAUUUUAAGAGAAUUAUCUAUUUUUGUACAAAGUGUAAUUUUAUCUUCAUAUCGCUAUUUCAUUGGUUCUUUGAAUUGUAUACAUUGUUGGUAUAAAUGUAUUUUUGUUCUAGGUAGGCAUGCCCUCAAACCUGAACUGAGAGAAUGGUUUACAUAGAAAGGCUUCUCUGUUCUUUUACCAUUUAUCUUUCAUGGUACCCUCAACUGAGAGCUUGUUCUUUUUGUACAGGAUACAUUGAGGGUGGGCUGUGUAUUGUCCCAUUAUAUAUGUCUAAGGACUAUUAAAUUUCAAAUUCCAAAAA